Erigeron canadensis is the source of this 1924-nucleotide messenger RNA. RefSeq names its product abscisic acid 8'-hydroxylase CYP707A2-like. The coding region runs from base 67 to 1464 and encodes 465 amino acids. NCBI's taxonomy places the organism in Eukaryota, Viridiplantae, Streptophyta, Magnoliopsida, Asterales, Asteraceae. The transcript has 7 exons. Gene Ontology annotation, biological process: sterol metabolic process; abscisic acid metabolic process. The record is from RefSeq and is a predicted model, not a curated record. Gene Ontology annotation, molecular function: heme binding; oxidoreductase activity, acting on paired donors, with incorporation or reduction of molecular oxygen, NAD(P)H as one donor, and incorporation of one atom of oxygen; iron ion binding.
CCCAAUUUCCAUCCAAACCCCAUUUUACCUAAAUUAACAAACCAACACACACACACACCCACCAUCAUGGAAUUCAUUACCAUCUGUUUUUCCUUUUCUAUUCUUCUUAUUUCAACUAUCUUUUACUUCACUUCUUCCAUCCAUGGUGGCCGGAAAAACCUCCCCUUGCCUCCGGGUACACUUGGUUGGCCGUACAUCGGUGAAACCUUUCAACUUUACUCUCAAAACCCAAAUGUCUUUUUCGCUUCCAAAGUAAAAAAGUAUGGUUCGAUCUUUAAAACCCAUAUAUUGGGUUGUAAGUGUGUGAUGAUUUCUAGCCCAGCUGCUGCUAAACUUGUUCUUGUUACAAAAUCACACCUAUUUAAGCCCACAUUUCCAGCUAGUAAAGAAAGAAUGUUGGGUAAACAAGCAAUUUUCUUUCAUCAAGGUGAUUAUCAUUUGAAGUUAAGACGUCUUGUUCUUCGGGCAUUCACCCCUGAAUCCAUCAAAACAAUGAUCCCAGAUAUCGAAUCAAUCGCCGUUGAUUCUCUGGGAUCAUGGGAAGACAGGCUCAUCAAUACUUUCCAAGAAAUGAAAACAUUCGCAUUCAAUGUUGCAUUGCUUUCUAUAUUUGGAAAAGAUGAGGUGUUAUAUAGAGAAGAUCUCAAGAGAUGUUAUUACAUUCUUGAAAAGGGAUACAAUUCGAUGCCAAUUAAUCUUCCGGGGACACUAUUUAACAAGUCAAUGAAGGCCCGAAAGGAAUUAGCCCAGAUCUUGGCCAAGAUUCUUGCUUUAAGAAGGGAAAACAAUAACCAAGAAACACAAAAUGAUUUAUUGGGUUCAUUUAUGGAAGAAAAAGAAGGACUUUCUGACGAACAAAUCGCGGAUAAUAUAAUUGGAGUCAUUUUUGCAGCCCGCGACACGACAGCUAGUGUCAUGACAUGGGUCAUCAAAUAUUUGGCUGAAAAUCCGUCAGUUCUUGAAGCUGUUACGGAAGAGCAAGAGGGGAUAAUGAAAGGGAAAGAUGACAAGAGUAGUUUGACUUGGGUAGAUACUAGGAACAUGCCAAUAACUUCAAGAGUCAUUCAAGAAACCAUGAGAGUUGCUUCAAUCUUGUCUUUUACCUUUAGAGAAGCUGUUGAAGAUGUUGAAUUCGAAGGAUACUUCAUUCCAAAAGGAUGGAAGGUAUUGCCACUCUUUAGAAACAUCCACCAUAGUCCUGAAAAUUUUAUCAAGCCAGAGGUGUUUGACCCGUCUAGAUUCGAGGUGGCACCAAAACCCAAUACAUUUAUGCCAUUUGGAAAUGGGAUCCACUCAUGCCCAGGGAAUGAGCUAGCCAAGCUGGAGAUAUUAGUGCUCAUACAUCAUUUGACUACAAAAUACAGGUGGUCAAUGGUAGGCCCACAAAAUGAAAUCCAUUAUGCCCCAUUUGCUCUUCCACAAAAUGGGCUGCCAAUAAAACUUUAUUCCAAGACACAGUCUUAAAAGGGAGGGUCAAUAUAAGACAUCUUACACGAUUCAAAGGGGUGAUCACUCCAAAGUCUUGAGACUGGAUGUUUAAACGUUUUCCGGCCAGGAUGUUGAUCGUGCUCCGAGUAGACGACAAAUUUGUCAACAAAAUGGAAAGGAUAAAAGAAUCAUCAUGAAGAGAAGGGAAUGAUGGCAAAAAUUGCAUAUAGGAAGACUCAACAGGACGCUAAAUUGUACAUAAAGAGUUUCCUUAACCAAACAAGAGUAGAAAUGAAAAAAGAUUCUUGGUGAUUUUUGUAAUAUUUAUUAGAGGGGACCGCAAUUAGUUGUAGCAGACAUAGGUCAUAAGUUUUCUAACAUAUUUAGGUAAAAAAAAAAACUACCAUAUAAGGAGAUGCUACUAACUUUCUUUUCAUUAUUUCAUGUAUCAAGUCCGCAAGGCAAAUAUUAAUAAAUUUUUAUUUACUGAUGAUUA